GAAUAAACUCAGAUAAAUAAUUUUUUAUUUUUAUAAAGAAUAAUAGUUAAAGAUAUUAUUACUUUUUUUUUUUUUUUUUUAAAAAUAAAAACAAAUUAUAUUAUAAUAAAUAACAAAUAAACAAAUUAUUUAAUAUGACAUUGUCAAUUGCCAAACCGUUCGUAUCGAUUUUUAAAAAGAGUAAAUCAAAGAGUAACAAGGGGACUAUAAAUACCACCGAAAAUGAUAUUGGGAUAAAUAAUGAAAAAUGUGAAGAUAAUAAAAUAAUAGAAGAAAUUUACACGAUUCAGUAUCAAAUAACAGAUGAAGGCUCAUGUAGAGGGGCAUCCCCGGAGGUUAAAUAUAUAGAAAGAACCAUCAAAAUUAACGAAGAUGGAGUUUAUUUGUAUGAUAAAGACCAACUAACUUGCCAUUGGGGUUUCGUUGAUAUCAAAGAGUUUUCAUUGGACCACAAUUGGUCUGAUUGGAUUAUAAUUUUAAGAGAUGGCUCUAAACAUUAUUUCAAGUCUUACGAGGCACUUCAAGUUCAUCUAAAAAUGAAUGAAAUUGUAAGAAAGUUAGUUAGUAGAGUUUCCUCAUCAAGUUUGUAAAUAGUAGUCAUCAUAAUCAUAUAUUUAUAUAAUUUAAAUUAAAUUAAAAAAUACCCCAAUAUUCAAUAAUAAUUAUUAUAAAAAAUAAUAUAUAUAAAUUAUAUAUAUUCACCCUUGUAAAUAUAUAUAAAUUGUAUAUAUUCACCCCUGUAAAUAGUUUUUUUUAUAUAAAGAUAAAAAAAAAAAAUUAAAUAAAGAAUUUUAUAUAUAAAAU
Dictyostelium purpureum is the source of this 804-nucleotide messenger RNA. RefSeq lists its product as uncharacterized. Bases 135 to 590 code for a protein of 151 amino acids. Lineage: Eukaryota; Evosea; Eumycetozoa; Dictyosteliales; Dictyosteliaceae. The record is from RefSeq and is a predicted model, not a curated record. The transcript has 3 exons.